Diachasmimorpha longicaudata is the source of this 2652-nucleotide messenger RNA. Its product is annotated as beta-hexosaminidase subunit beta-like. Gene Ontology annotation, biological process: carbohydrate metabolic process; glycosaminoglycan metabolic process; ganglioside catabolic process. The record is from RefSeq and is a predicted model, not a curated record. The transcript is spliced from 6 exons. NCBI's taxonomy places the organism in Eukaryota, Metazoa, Arthropoda, Insecta, Hymenoptera, Braconidae. Gene Ontology annotation, cellular component: lysosome; membrane. Gene Ontology annotation, molecular function: beta-N-acetylhexosaminidase activity. The coding region runs from base 616 to 2226 and encodes 536 amino acids.
GAUUCCGCUAAGCCGCUUACACAUGGCUAUAGAAUUGCAGAAUUAAUUCGAAUGAAACUGGGGAAUGGGAAAUUAUUCUCUAAAGUAUCUGACCCCCCGAGCCAUUUAUCUAUUAUUGAUGCUAUCGGAUUCAGCGGUUUACGAGAAUUGAGUAAGUUGUUUCAUGGCUCGUUUAAAUUUACCCGAGAUCGAUAUCCUGACCACGAGCGGGAGGAAAGGUACACCUGAUGCGAACAGGGCGGUCCACAGCGGGAAUUUACUACUGGCGCACAUCCGGUGUCUUAAGAUACCCAGCGUCAGAUGGAUCUCCAAUGAGACCUGGAAACAAAAGCAGAGAAGAAUUUCACUCCAGUAGAACAGUCGAAGUACUUGGAUAUUCUUAACGUAAAAAUCGAUGUGUCGUCGUGUGAAUUACUCGUCGUGAUAUACGCAGACGUGUCUAUAAUCAACGCCUCUGAUGGUUGCGAAGAGAUUGUAGGCGCUCAAGGGGGCAAGGGGAAAUACUGAAGGAGAAAUGGAAUAUGGGGAAGCAGUGAAUGGAUAGUGGAUUCCAUCGUGAGAUCGCGUGCGCAAGUGCCUCCGCUAGCUUUAGGUGAACUACUUGUUUAUUCAAAUAUGUGUGGAUAUUUGGGAAUUUUGAUGUUGUUGUAUCUAUCUGGCAUCAAUGCUGAUUGGCAUGCAGAUUUUGGGCCCUGGUUCGUGCCCACUGAAGGGGAACCCUGGCCUUCGGUUAACAUGAGAAGUAUCCAGAAUGGAUUUUUAAUUCUGAGGCCGUCGACUUUUGAUAUUAAGUUGAAUCAAGAUUGUGAUAUCCUCACCGAAGCCAAAACCAGGUACAUGAGCAUAAUCACAUCGGAGAGUCAUUACGCUCGGCUGAAAUUCCCGAGGCCCGAGAUCAGGCGAUCACUUCGUGCAGAUCUGACGUUUAAGGGAGAACUGGAGGCCCUUGAUAUCCGUGUGGCUGGUGCCUGCGAGGUGUUACCGCACCUCCACAUGAACGAAAGCUAUAGGCUCACGAUUAUUGGAAAAACAGCUGAUCUAUUUGCACCUUCCGUAUGGGGCGCUCUUCGGGGAUUGGAGACGUUCAGUCAGCUGCUGGCUUUUUCUGGACAAGGCGCAAAUUUGAAAAUCCAAACUCAAACAAUUUUUGAUACUCCAAAGUUACCUCACAGAGGCCUACUCCUGGACACGUCCCGUCACUUCUUCCCAAUCUCAGAUAUUCUCCUGACAUUGGAUGCCAUGUCUUACAACAAGUUGAACGUCUUCCACUGGCACAUCAUUGAUGAUAACAGUUUCCCGUAUCAAAGCAAAGCUUUUCCUGAGCUAUCUGAGAAAGGGUCCUGGCUUCCUGGCCUGGUUUACACCGCUGAUGACAUCAAACACGUGAUGGAGUAUGCGAGACUCAGAGGGAUUCGCGUUAUGCCGGAAUUUGACUCCCCUGGCCAUGUUAGAUCUUGGGGGGAGUCACAUCCGGAGAUGUUGACUACUUGUUACGACACGACUGGAGUACCCAAUGGUCGCCUGGGGCCCCUAGACCCCAGCAAGGAAAUAAUCUGGCCGUUCCUGAGAACGCUCUUCAACGAAGUGAUGGAUCUCUUUCAGGAUAAAUACAUUCACCUGGGGGGUGACGAGGUUCCUUUCGAUUGUUGGGCGAGCAACCCUAAUGUACGUGCCUUCAUGACGAGAAAAGGGAUGGGGGCUGAUUUUACACGUCUCGAGAGCAGUUACAUCGCAGAGCUUUUGAAAAUCCCUGCAGCCAAGAACAAAAGCUCUGUUGUUUGGCAAGAGGUGUUCGAUAACAAUGUGGACAUUACAUCAGACACCGUGGUCCACGUUUGGACGGGUUUGUGGUCCAAGGAACUAGAGAAGGUCACACAGGCUGGACACUCAGCUCUGUUAUCAGCCUGUUGGUACCUAGAUCACGUUGCAGGAGGUGGUGAUUGGAAGAAGUACUACAGAUGUGAUCCCCUUGACUUCAAUGGCGCCGAUGUCAAUAGACAUUUGAUGUUAGGAGGAGAGGCUUGCAUGUGGGGUGAGUUCGUUGAUUCCACUAAUGUUCAUCAGAGAAUUUGGCCACGUGCUAGCGCCACCGCCGAACGCCUCUGGAGCCAGGGCGUUGAUACCAUUGAACGUGCAGCCAGGAGGCUUGAGGAACACACCUGCAGAAUGAGGAGGAGGAGAAUCCCGGCACAACCGCCCAACGGGCCCUCCGUUUGUUAUGCUUGAUAAGUUGAAAAUAUUAUUGAAUAUUUGUGUAAAAAAGGAUUUGAUCAGGGAGUUCGAAGCAGCAAUAGUUUGAAUGAUUGAGGGUAUUUUUGGAGGUGAAGGUAUUUUUGAAUAAUAAUAAUUGUGCGGUAGUUCAAUAUAGAUUGUGCUAUUUCUAGAGUUGCGAGAUGGUUGAACUAUUUUUUAAUUGCGAGGUGGUGCUUUCCGGGUGUUUCUCAUAAGGGAAAAGGAUAAAAAGUAAUUUAAAUUGAAUUUACUUUAAAGAAAAGGGUUACAGACGUCAAACAAUUGUAGUUUUGUCUUUUGACGGUCAUAAAGGCGAGAUAGAAACGUAAUAUGAAACUUAAUAUAAAAGAAACAAAUCAUUUUCUAAUUGAAAUGAUAAAAAGCGAAAGAAUGUCUAAGAAAAUAAAAAAAUCAACUGAG